Messenger RNA from Uranotaenia lowii, 1797 nucleotides. RefSeq lists its product as uncharacterized. The transcript has a single exon. Lineage: Eukaryota; Metazoa; Arthropoda; Insecta; Diptera; Culicidae. The record is from RefSeq and is a predicted model, not a curated record. Bases 1 to 1797 code for a protein of 598 amino acids.
AUGAGAUUCCAUGUUUUGCCCAAAAUAACAAGUAAUCUGCCCAUAAGAAAAGUUUCGCUCAAUCGGUGCGAGAUUCCCCAGAAUUUAGUGUUAGCAGAUCCGGAGUUUUGGAGUCCAGGUCCGAUAGACAUGAUCAUCGGGGCAGAAUACUUUUGCGAUUUAUUGCGAUCUCGGAAAUUGAAAGUUUCGGACAAUGGUCCAACUCUGCAAGAAACCGAGUUUGGUUGGGUUGUCUCCGGCAGAGUUUCUGAUAGUUCCGUCGCAACAUUGGAAUCUCCAGUCAGUUCGGAUUGUUUUGUUAGUUCUACAGCGAAUUUGGAAGACAUGAUUGCUAAGUUUUGGGAGUUAGAAUCAUGUAAUACUAACAGCAUUUUGUCAGUUGAAGAGUCAGUUUGUGAACAGAUGUUCAAAGAAACCACAAUUAGGAAUUCGGAAGGUAAAUUUGUCGUCACCUUGCCGAAAAAACGUGGUGUUUUGCGUAACUUGGGUGAAUCUAGAGGAAGAGCGAUGAGUCGGUUCCUCAGUUUGGAAAGAAGGCUAUCUGCAAAGGCAGAAUUGAAGGCUUUGUAUGCGGAUUUUAUCCAUGAGUUUGUGUCUAUGGGACAUAUGAAAGAAGUUUCAGAUGAUGUGUCAGUUGAUAUGUGUCAGAAUUCAGUCAAAAUGGGUCCGAAUACAGUCGGAAUGCGUCAGAAUAAUGUUCAGAAUGUGUCAGAAUUGAAUCCUGUGUAUUAUCUCCCACACCAUGAAGUAUUGAAGCCGGAGAGUACAACUACAAAGCUACGCGUAGUGUUUGAUGCUUCGUGUCGCACCUCAACGGGCGUUUCGUUGAACGACGCGUUGAUGGUGGGGCCUACUGUGCAGAACGAUUUGUUGUCGAUCAUCUUGCGCUUCCGUUUGCACCGAUACGCCAUCAGUGCAGACAUCGAGAAGAUGUACAGGAUGGUACAAGUUCAGCAACCGGAUCAACACCUUCAGCGAAUUUUGUGGCGAGAUACACCUGAUGAACCAGUAAAAACGUUUGAGUUAACGACCGUUACAUACGGAACUGCAAGUGCUCCGUAUUUGGCUACAAGGUGCUUAAAACAGCUUGCUGAAGAUGGAUCAGCAAGUCAUCCAAUUGGUUCGAGAGUAGUCAGAGACAGUUUCUACGUCGACGAUUGUCUAGUUGGAGCGGACAGUGUCGAAGAAGGCAAGCAUUUAGUUGAAGAAACUACCGAUCUCACCAAUUCGGCUGGGUUUAAUUUACGGAAGUUCAACUCAAACUCACCAGAGAUAUUGGCAAGCAUUCCUGAAGAUUUGAAAGAGAAAAAGUCAGUUUUAGAGUUCGAUUCGUCAGAUUCAACUGUGAAAACCCUUGGUUUGAAGUGGGACAUAGAGUCAGAUAAUUUUUGUUUUAGUAUUCCCCAUUGGAGGUCAUCAAGUUCGCAAAUCACGAAAAGAAGCGUGCAUUCUGAUGCAGCCUGUUUGUUUGAUCCUCUUGGGCUCGUGGGUCCAGUUGUUGUGCAAGCAAAAAUGAUAAUCCAGCAACUGUGGCGUCUCAAGGUUGGUUGGGAUGACCCAUUGGAUGAUCAGUAUCAAAAUCUAUGGAAGGAGUACAAACAGAGUUUGAUGCCAUUGGAAUCUUUGUCAGUACCUCGUUGGCUUGGUUUCAGUAAAGAUUCUGUGUCAGUACAGUUACAUGGGUUUUGCGAUGCGUCAGAGGUAGCUUAUGGAGCUUGUGGUAUUUCCGGAGUUUCUAUUGACAGUAAAACACGUCUUUACAGUAUAAUGUAUAAUCGAAGAAUGUAUUUUCACUAA